This is a messenger RNA of Beauveria bassiana ARSEF 2860, 384 nucleotides long. RefSeq names its product NADH-ubiquinone oxidoreductase B12 subunit family protein. Gene Ontology annotation, biological process: electron transport chain. Gene Ontology annotation, cellular component: mitochondrion. The transcript is spliced from 2 exons. NCBI's taxonomy places the organism in Eukaryota, Fungi, Ascomycota, Sordariomycetes, Hypocreales, Cordycipitaceae. The record is from RefSeq and is a predicted model, not a curated record. Bases 1 to 384 code for a protein of 127 amino acids.
AUGCUUCCCACAAGAAUACUGAGGGCAGCCCAGGGCGGCAAGGCCAACAUUACCGGCUUCAGCAUGCGCGCCUUCAAAGAGGCUGCCGGCAAGGCCCGUUACGACCCUUGGGAGAGAGCGUACGUCACCGACCCCCAAAGAACCUCCGUUUCCGAACGAACCAAAACUCGAGUAUCGCAAUGGAACGAACAGGUUGCUAACAUGAUUGGCUUUGCCACGGAUAGUGAUGCUUGGAGAUUUCAGGGCCCCUUUACGCGCUUCAACCGGUUCCGCGGCACUCUACCCGGUCUCGGCACGGCCACGGUCCUUUUUGCCGGAUACUGCACAUACGAGCACUUUUUCAUGCAAGACGAGCACCACCACGGUGACGAAGCACACCACUAA